GUUAGGUUGUUCUAGUUGCCUACACUGUAGGCAGAAGUUAUUAUAUUUAUAGUCAAAAAUCAUUUAGUCUUUACGUUUCGUUAUUUACGUGAUGAUUAGAAAAUAAUUUUUGAAGACCUUCGUUAAACGUGUCAUUAGAAUAUAUUCAGAGAAAGUUGUUGGCGCGUAGCCUAAAUUAAAAAGAAAUAAUUAGAGAUGUCGAUUUUUAGAAUAGUAAGUAGAAGUGGCCGCUUAAGCAUAAAAAAUAUCAGUAUACAACAGCAAAACUUUCUUAAAAUGUCAACAAAUGCAUCAAUAUCGGAGUUGCAAAGGGAAAAGGAAACAUUCCAGGACCUAUUGCCGAACAUUAUGGAGACAAUGUUAAAAAACACAAGAUUCACUAAUAUACCCGAAGUUGCAAAAUGGACCAAAAAGGUUCUAGAAUAUAAUCUACAUGGCGGCAAAAAAACUCGAGGUUUGACGACAACGCUCGCAUAUGAAACUUUGGAGAACCCAGAAAACAUAACGGAAGAAUCUCUGAAAGUGAGCCGAGUCGUAGGAUGGUGCGUCGAAAUGUUACAUGCAUACUUCUUGGUGAUGGACGAUAUCAUGGACGGAUCCACGAAGCGCCGUGGGGUCCCGUGCUGGUACCGACUGCCGAACAUCGGACUGGGAGCUAUCAACGAUUCUAUAUUAAUACAUUCAGCUAUAUAUGAGAUACUGAAAAUUUACUGCGAGCAUCUACCUCAGUACAAAUACAUAGUGGAUCAGUUUAAUGAGGCGCUGCUGUACACUUCAGUGGGUCAACACUUGGACUACACGAUGGCACAUCGCAACAAGAAUGAUUACACACUAUUUACGUUAGAACGGUACAGUUCUAUCGUUAAAUACAAGACAGCGUAUUACACCUACAAGCUACCAGUUUGCUUGGGACUGCUAUUGGCCAACAAUACAGAUAAGAAAACCCAUAAAAUAGCUGAAGAAAUAUGUUUAGAAAUUGGACAUCUAUUUCAAAUGCAGGACGACUUUAUAGAUACUUUCGGGAUAGAAAAAGUAACUGGCAAAGUGGGUACUGACAUUCAAGAGGGCAAAUGUUCCUGGCUCGCUGUACAAGCACUGCAAAGGCUUAAUACGAAACAGAGAAAUGUAUUCACAGCCUGCUACGGAAGCCCAGAACCGGCACACAUUGAACGGAUCAAGAGACUUUACGAAGAAUUGGAUCUACCCGCAAUAUACCAAACGGAAGAAAGGGACCGCUACAAUUCGGUAGUACAGCGCGUCCGACAACUACCCAAUGAGACAACCAUGUCGCCUGAUCUAUUCUUAAAGUUACUCGACAUGAUAUAUGAUAGGAAAAAUUAAAUAUCACCCCUAUAUACGUAGUAAUAAGAGCUAUUUAACGAUAAUAAAUAUUUUUAAUUAUUUUAAAUUUAUGAUUCAAUUGUAGUGUUGUAUUCAACAACGUUAUAAUGUAUCGAGGUAAUGCGAAACAAAUUAUUUUUAAUUUAUUGGUAACCAUAAUGUUCGACUUUAUGGUAUAAGUCCAAUCUAUAGAUCUAUUCUAUCUAGAGGUAUCUAUCCAUAGGUCUCGUCGAAAAGCGCUAACAAUAAUAGCAAUAAUACAUCUAUCUCGAUAUUAAAAAUUUAAACGGAAUUCGUGUUCCAAAUUCAAAUAUGUUUCUUCCUAAAAAAUAACGUCAUAGUUCUUUUUUUGUUAGAUCUUUCAGCAUACAGAUGCAUUCGCAUGAUACGAAAUAUUUUCUCGUUCUCUACAUAAAUUGUAGUCAUGUCCUUGUCGGUUAAUGUUUAAAAAUUAAUAAAUACCAUAAAGCGUGCAAAAGAGUCGAACUGUAAACGACAAAAUGCACUAAAAUAUCGACACUAAAGCCGAAUAACGAAUUAAAAAGUCAAUCUCAUAAAUGGCAAAACAAUUUGACGUUUGAGAGUUUAUUUUAUCUGUAUAUUACGUUAAAAAUAAAACGCGGUAAAAUUAUGUGGUGUAGCAGUUAUAGUAGUUAAUACAUUUCAAAUAAAGACA
Messenger RNA from Nymphalis io (European peacock), 2017 nucleotides. Its product is annotated as farnesyl pyrophosphate synthase-like. The transcript has 7 exons. Lineage: Eukaryota; Metazoa; Arthropoda; Insecta; Lepidoptera; Nymphalidae. Gene Ontology annotation, molecular function: (2E,6E)-farnesyl diphosphate synthase activity; dimethylallyltranstransferase activity. Gene Ontology annotation, biological process: trans, trans-farnesyl diphosphate biosynthetic process. The record is from RefSeq and is a predicted model, not a curated record. The coding region runs from base 196 to 1341 and encodes 381 amino acids. Gene Ontology annotation, cellular component: cytoplasm.